AAUGCGGAACAUAAACGGAACCUUCGCGGUUAAACUGAAGUUGUUAUAUCUAUUUAACGCUUGUUAUGGACUUAAAUAAUUCGUCCUGUUGGGAUUCGAUUCGGGAGAAGGUGAAACAACAUAUACCAACCAUCGACUUCGAUUCUUCGCCAUCCGAAAAUGAAGAAGUCGUCACUGUAUUUCAGAGACCAGCUGGUCUUUCCCUGAAAGUCCCGAAAGGCUUUGACCCAUUUUCAAUGGGUGAUGAUGAAUCAGAGAAGCUGAUGAAACCUUGCUGGUCAGAAAACAGAGUGAAGUUGGAUGAUGAUCAUGAUGAUGAUGAUGAUGAUGAUGAUGAAGAAGAUGAUGAUGAUACAGCACAAGGAGCUGCUGCCCCUCAGUGGAGAACAGAACACUCUGAUGUUGAUGUCCAGGGAGACGCUUGUAAGAGAGACGUUCUACAGGUGAACGGAGCCAAGCUGAAUGAUUCCGUAAAACCAAAAGUGGACAAAACUAAAUCUAAUGAGGGUUUUCCCAUUCUCUCAUUUGCGAGGCUUGAUCAGUGGGACUUGGAUGAAGUCCUCCAAAAUCUAAAAAAGGAUGGGUUGCCUCUGCGACAACGUGUGUCAGCUGAACCUUCACAAGCACUUGCAGGUGGUGAAAAGAACAAGUCCCAGCAGAAUAUAAUGGAGAGACUAGUUGCUUUCUGUGGCAGCCAAUCAACUGAGUCCAUGUCUGAGCCUUUAAAAGGCCUAAACCACAUUAGCAGACAGAAUAAUGUGAACAACACAUCAGUGGAGAGGAUUGAAGCCGAGCUGCAGCUGAUCCAAAAGGAAUGUCCAACGGUUUAUAUUGACCUGCGUUGCGUCGAUACUUCAACAAAACAACAGAGAACAUCCCCAAAUGUUUCAUCAGAGCCCAAGUCACCAGCCAAACUCAACACCCACCAGACAACAACAUCUACAUGUAUAAACAAACCCAAUCUUAAUGUGCACGCUGGGUCACAGACAGGAAAUAGGGAAGUCACUGGCAAGAGUCUGCUGCUCCAGAAAAUCAGGGAGAUGAGGAGAAAUGAGAAUGCAUUUUCGGUGCCAGGGAAUGGAGCAGACGAUAUGAAAGAGAACAUACCCCAUGCCAAAAAGUCAUCACAUGUACAGUUUGACAGAAACCUUCAAAUGGAAAGCCCCAAAACAACUCAGCAAAGAGCAAUCAAAGAAACAAAUCAUCCGCGGGACCAAACGAGACAGCAAGUUAGGAAACCAUUACAACAUGAACAACGGAAGAUUCUUAAGCAGCUGGAGAAACAUCGCCCAACCAAAUCUGUCAAUCAGAAGCAGCCAGCUGCUGAAAGGACGGACGUUCUCUAUGAUUUCGAGGUAUCUCAUCUACAAGCAAUCUGUACACUAUCAGCAGAUAUUGAAAGUAAGGGGUGUAUGCUGCUGAUUGUCGACCUAUCAACUCCUGGUACAGUCGGAGCAAGGGCUCAUGGGAGGAACAAACGUCGAAAUCCAGCUCCGUCCAAACCAGACGUCUACAACACUUUAGUGGCUUGGUUUCUGUCUUUGGCUGUUCCACAACAUGAUGAAGAGGAGGGUAGUGCAGAGGUCCCAUUCUGGGUUGCAGGCCUUCAGCAGCUGUGGACAGAGGAUGGACUGGCUCUGCACGUUUUAGCCGUGGCUCGGCAAACGUACACGCCAAGGAAAAGGGACAGAGACAUCCACACGCGGUUCUAUAACCAUGUGUGCCGGUUCCUCUCUGAGACUUUGCUCACUCAGAUCGCCCACUGGCUUCCUCAGCUGAAGAACGUGCUGGACCAACAAACCUACGCCUCACCCAUCGAUCUGCCCUCCUCCUGUUUGAACUGUUUCAUCUCCACCACCACAGACAGAGCGGUUAUAGUUCGGACAUUUAGCCUCAGCCCAGGGUUUUACUGGCAGACUCUGGAGACUCAGGAGCGUGUGUGUAAGGGGAGGGAGAGCGCACAGGAGCUGCACACUGAGGUUUCAGUCGCUCUGGGGCGCGGAGCUUUCUUCCUAGAUCCCCUCAUGACACACUACACCCUCCAGCUUAUCCUCCACUCAGGGCUGGAUGUGUGUGGUCUGAGGCUCCUCUAUCCAUCACAGGAGCUCCUGGGUGGUAGAGAGGAUGCUGCAGCAGGUAUCCAGAGAACAGAUGAGUUCUGCCAGCCUGUUCUGGCCCUUGCUGUCCGUGGCCUUCAUGCCCACAAAGUGUUGGCAGAUGUAACUAGUUCCUUAGAUCCUCUGUUGCUCAGAAACACAGGUCUAGACCCUCGACACUGCCGAGGUCCAGAGUCUGCCCUCUUCUACCCCCCUCCAAAGGCUAGUGGAGUCCACAGGGAGCUGUGCUUUUGGUUUUCAGGAAGAAUUCCAGGAGGAAGUGCUCCGAAUCACAACCGGCCUCUAACUAGAGUGGAUCCAUCAAAAGACAGAACCGAAGACACCCUGUUCAAUUCAAGCAGUUCACCGUCCUUACUGUGUGCGACAACAAAAGCUGACCUUCUCCUGGUGGUCUCUCCAGCCGUGCCUCCAUGUUGCUUCGCCCAGCUGCUGGCUGUGUGUGAGCUCAGAGGCUUCAGACUGUUGGGGGUGCAGAGGCUGCAGCUGCAGAGCAGUGGAGCGGCAGCCCUGGGUCUCUCCAGCCUGCAGGCACCUGUGUUCUGCAGUCCUCAUCCUCUGACCCUGGAUCAGGAUCAACUGGAGUCGCCCUCUCACUGUCUGGUGUUGUUACUGAGGAAAGAAAAUGCAGCGCACCACAGUGUCAGUCUGCCAGCAGCCCUAAUGAGAGAACUUAAGGCACAAAGGCUUCUGGGUAGCAUCCACUCUGGACCUGACGGUGUUGACACAGUAGAACCAAGCUCCUGGUUCCACACUGUGCCUUACAGCAGUCACCAGCACCACAUCUUUGUCAGGUGUAUGUGGGCGGUGCCAGACCCUUCCACUGUGAUCCUGUCCCAUCAGAGGAGCCCACCCGACCCUGAGGUGGACCAGGUGGUGGUUUUGACCUUGAGUGGGAAGGACAUGACCCGGGGUCUGAGCCUCCUACACAGAGCGCUGACAGGAGGGCCAGACGGUGAAAAAGGAUUGGAUCUGCUUGCUCUGAAGUGGCUGCCUGCGCUGACCCGGCUGCAGGCUCAGGAGCUGAGUCCGUACGAGGUGGGAGAGAAGCUCUAUAACGACAGCCUGGACUCUCUGAUGGCCCCCCCCGCCCUCCUGUGUGCUCUCAGAUGGGUGGAUGCUUUUGCUUCACUGAGAAACCUUCUACCAAACGAUUACCCCGGUAACCUGAGCAUCCUGAUGUCCCCCACACAGGAAGUGGCGUUCAGACAAACCUCCCUCUUCUUCUUCCAGAAUGAGAUGAUUGCUGGUAGGUCAGAAACGGGUUUAUUACCAGAGCCUCAGACGCUGCUCACUGUGUGCCUGCUCAAGCCAACAGUCUGGAAUCAAAGUGUGGCUCAAACCGUGCACACCCUCCAGCUGAGGGGCCUCUCUCUGGUGGGCCUGCGCGUCCUGACUCUGGACAAACACACGGCCUCCUCACUGCUGCCUGCAGAAGAUGACCCUGAUGUGGAGUACAUGUGCUCUGGCCCCUCAUUGGCUCUCUGCCUGCAGGGGGAGGGGGCCGUGACGAAGCUGCUGGAUGUGGCUCAUUCAAACACUGGCAUCUAUGGAUCGGCAUCACAUCAGAAAGCGAUUCAGGAUGUGAGGAGGCUCUUUCCAGAGGGGCUGUGCUGUUCUGAGAGCAGCACAAUGAGACAGGAGCAGAUACUCAGCCUGCGCUCAGACCCUUCAGCCUCUUUGGAGCGGGGGCAGAGCUGCACUCGGGCCUCUGUGGACCAGGAGGGGGGGGCACCUUCCAUGGCAGCGGGACAUAAUGGAGGUCUACACAGCUCUGCCUGGCAGACGACCUGUCUGCUGAUACCGGUAAACGCCCCCCCUCUCAGCGGGGCUCCCCCCCACCUGGAGCUGCUGGAGCGGCUGCUGGGGGGGGGGUGCCAUCUGGUGGUUGGGAGGAUGAGCCUGCUGGACCCUGAGCAGAGGAGACACAUCGCUGAGACCCUGAUGUCCUCCAGAGGAGAGGAAGUGUGGUCCCAUCUUCCCGCGGUACCCUGUCUCAUCGUGGCUCUGCAAGGGAAAGCUGUUGUGACCGGCUUUAACUCAAUCCUUGAAAGUAUUUACAAGGAGAGGACAGACCUGGAACAAGUGGGGGAAAUGAUGAUCUACCCAGAGACUCAGAAAGAGGCCGAGCAGCUGAUGGGCUUUCUAUUUGAUGACUUGUCAACAGAGAAGUGCCAAACAAAUGUACCAUAAAAUGUAAAAGUAUGCCAAUGUAUUUGUCAGCCUUUUUAUAUUAUGUUACGAAAUAUGUAAUUUAAAAUUCAAAUUAUUCAGAAAAUAUCCACAUGUUUCCAAGUUGCUGUUCUGAAUAAAGUGU
Messenger RNA from Notothenia coriiceps (black rockcod), 4431 nucleotides. RefSeq lists its product as uncharacterized. The record is from RefSeq and is a predicted model, not a curated record. Gene Ontology annotation, molecular function: dynein complex binding. Bases 66 to 4307 code for a protein of 1413 amino acids. NCBI's taxonomy places the organism in Eukaryota, Metazoa, Chordata, Actinopteri, Perciformes, Nototheniidae. The transcript has 29 exons.